CGGUAUUACUCAAUUGGCCUCCCUGACCAGCCUGACAACUGUCAAGACCAGGCAAACAACUUUGAUCCCGGAACACACUCCACCUUAUCAUCUCCAGAACCAUGUCGGCGCAACAGCAACAAGCGGCACCGGCGACCGCGGCGGAAGACCUCCCGAAAAUCAACAUCAAGAAGCUCCUCACCCGUCUCUGGCCCCUCGGACACCCCGACCCUGUGACGCCAGAUGAGAUCGCCGAUGCCAUCUCCUACUUCUUCACCAACCAAAUCUCCGAUGUCCAGGCCGGCGCCCUGCUCAUGUGCCUGCACUUUACCGGCCUCGACCGGAGCGCCGAAGUGCUAUCCAAGACGGCCCAGGUGAUGCUGAAGGCCGCUGCUCAGACCGACCUCGAAGAGCUCCGUCAAGUCAUUGAGAAGCGCGGCAGACAAGAAGGAGCCUACAAUGGCGGACUCUGCGACAUAGUAGGCACAGGCGGCGACUCCCACAACACCUUCAACAUCAGCACCACCUCCUCCAUCCUCGCCUCCUCCCUCCUUCUCGUCGGCAAGCACGGCAACAAAGCCUCAACCUCCAAGUCCGGCUCGGCGGACCUUCUCGCGUGCGUCCCUCCCCGCCCGCCUCAGAUCUCCCGCAUCCGUCCCGAAACCGUCUCCUCUCUCUACUCCCAAUGCAACUACGGCUUCCUCUUCGCCCCCGUCUUCCACCAAGGCAUGCGCCACGUAGCGCCCAUCCGCGCGCAGCUCCCCUGGCGCACCAUCUUUAACCUAGUCGGUCCUUUGGCAAACCCACUGGACGCGCUGGUAGAGGCGCGAAUGAUCGGAGUCGCGCGCAAGGACCUUGGUCCCGUGUUCGCGGAAGCGCUCAAGAUGGGCGGGGCGCGCAAGGCCAUGGUUGUCUGCGGCGACGAGGAGCUGGACGAGAUCAGCUGCGCCGGGCCGACGCUUUGCUGGACGAUCAAGCCCACGGAGGAGGACCCCGAGGGCGAGCCGGUGGUCAGCCACUUCUUGCUGCACCCGAGCGACUUUGGACUGCCGGCGCAUCCGCUGUCGGAGGUGUCGCCGGGUAAGGAGCCGAUUGAGAAUGCGGCGAUCUUGAGUAAGAUUCUGAACAAUGAGAUGCCGGAUGAUGAUCCCAUCUUGCACUUUGUCUUGAUGAACACUGCGGCGUUGUUCGUGGUGUCGGGCAUUUGCGAGGCGGAUACGAGUGAUAUGGGACAUGGUGACGAUGGGCAGGUUAUCAAGGAGCGUGGACCGGGAGGUGGCCGUUGGAAGGAGGGUAUCAGGAGGGCGAGAUGGACUAUCAAGAGCGGCGAGGCGGCGCGGCAAUGGGCCAAGUUUGUGGAGGUCACGAAUAGCUUCAGCGCAUAAAGUGUCAAUGUUAUUGUUUUCCUGUCGGGUUAAGUACAGAUAUGGUUCUGUGUGGUGAUGUGAAGGUUACAAGCCUAGCUAUAUGGUAUAUUUUAGUUCCUAAAGACCCAAAUCUGUUCUCCCGCCAUGAUAGUUUAGUUCUCGCCGUUGUACGUAAAGCUGUGAAUUUUCCCAUGACC
Messenger RNA from Neurospora tetraspora, 1543 nucleotides. RefSeq names its product glycosyl transferase. Gene Ontology annotation, cellular component: cytosol. Gene Ontology annotation, molecular function: anthranilate phosphoribosyltransferase activity. NCBI's taxonomy places the organism in Eukaryota, Fungi, Ascomycota, Sordariomycetes, Sordariales, Sordariaceae. The transcript has 2 exons. The record is from RefSeq and is a predicted model, not a curated record. Gene Ontology annotation, biological process: L-tryptophan biosynthetic process. The coding region runs from base 102 to 1364 and encodes 420 amino acids.